Symbiodinium pilosum is the source of this 1302-nucleotide messenger RNA. Lineage: Eukaryota; Dinophyceae; Suessiales; Symbiodiniaceae. The record is from the annotation of a GenBank genome assembly.
AUGAUGAGCGAGCUUCGACAGCUGCAGGUGGGCAGAAAGAGGAUGGAACAUCGGCUACCACAAACUCUGCUUCAGGCUUCAAGACCUGGAGCUGAAAACAGUUCUGACGAGGCUGAGGAUAGUGAGACGAGCAUAGCUCCUGUUGUGACGGAAGAGGACAAGGUGGAGGAGGUGGAUGUCAGGCACAUCCAGCGCAGUGGACAAGUUGCUGUGCUCGGCGUGCCGAAUUCUGGCAAAUCUUCUCUGGUGAACGCCCUCGUGGGCACCAAGGUGUCCAUCGUGUCGCCGAAGCCGCAGACUACUCGGCAGAGAAUUCUGGGCUUAGCUUUGCUGGCUCCAACUGCUGAUUCGGCACCGACCACCCAGGCUGUCUUUGCCGACACAGCUGGUAUCAUGGAGGUUGGCGAAUCUGUUUCUGAGUUUGCGUUCAGGCACAAGAGGAAGCGAUUGUUUCGACAAACAAAACUCCACAAGGCAAUGGUAAAAACUGCGUGGAAACAAACCAGAGCUGCUGAUGCAUUGUUUUGGGUUCUUGAUGCGUCUAAAUGCUUGGCAUAUGGCGACUACAUGCCCGCAUGCCCGGAGCUGGACGGCGUUUCUAUCGGCCCGCCAGUAGAAGACUCCUGGUGGCUGCAUCCGGAGCUGGCCGAGGAACUUUCCUUCCUGAGAAGGCUACGGAGGUUGAACACAAAGGUGAACGUGGUACUUAACAAGGUUGACUUGCUUUUUGACAUGAACGUGGAUGUAGAUGUUUUUGUGUCACAGAUGAGGGAAGUGCUUCUUCGAGACUUGGGUGUCGACAAAACUGGUGAUGUCUUGUUGGACAACCUCUGGCCAACCUCCGUGCUGAAGGACCCUGACUCUCUCAUUCCUGUAAAGACGUGGCUCUGCGAAAAUCUACCUGAGCAAAGUCCAAUCUACCCAGUGGAGAGCCUCAGCGAUGUGCCCGCGCGCGUGGCAGCUUCUGAAAUCACCCGGGAGAAGUUGUUCAACGUACUCCGGGAAGAGGUGCCAUACCAAAUAGCGGUCAUCAACGUUGUUUGGCAGGAGGAGGAGGACGGCAUGCUCCGACUUGGUCAAAGAGUCAUUGUUCACAAUGAAGGACAGGUCCGCAUUGUCCGCUCAUGGCUGAGACAGGUCACAGAGGAAGCUGAAGCGGAUAUUUCUGACAUCAUCAAUUUGGGCAGGCCUGUGGAGCUCCACUUUCAGAUCCAGGUUGAUCCAAGAUGGCAGGAGAAGAAAGAUUACUAUGAGGACCUUCAAGGUCUACUAGACCGUGGUGGCUCACUCUUGUUUCAGUAG